GGAUUUGAAAAGAAAAUGCCUGGUGUCAUACCCAGUGAAAGUAAUGGGCUUUCAAGAGGUAGUCCAUCCAAAAACAGACUUUCUUUGAAAUUUUUUCAGAAAAAGGAAACUAAGAGAGCCUUAGAUUUCACAGAUUCUCAAGAAAAUGAAGAAAAAGCUUCUGAAUAUAGAGGAUCAGAAAUUGAUCAAGUUGUUCCUGCAGCACAGUCCUCACCUAUAAACUGUGAGAAGAGAGAAAACUUGUUACCAUUUGUGGGACUGAAUAAUCUCGGCAAUACUUGUUAUCUUAAUAGUAUACUUCAGGUAUUAUAUUUUUGUCCUGGUUUUAAGUCUGGAGUGAAGCACUUAUUUAAUAUUAUUUCAAGGAAGAAGGAAGCUCUAAAGGAUGAAGCCAAUCAAAAAGAUAAGGGAAAUUGCAAAGAAGAGUCUUUGGCAAGUUAUGAACUUAUAUGCAGUUUACAGUCCUUAAUCAUUUCAGUAGAACAGCUUCAGGCUAGUUUUCUCUUAAAUCCAGAGAAAUAUACUGAUGAACUUGCUACCCAGCCAAGGCGACUGCUUAACACACUCAGGGAACUGAACCCUAUGUAUGAAGGAUAUCUACAGCAUGAUGCACAGGAAGUACUACAGUGUAUUUUGGGAAACAUUCAAGAAACAUGCCAACUUCUAAAAAAAGAAGAAGUAAAAAAUGUAGCAGAAUUAUCGACUAAGGUAGAAGAAAAACCUCACCAGAAAGAGGAAAUGAGUGGAAUUAGCAGCAUGGAGACUGACAGUAUGAGGAAUUCUGAAGACCAUAAAGAAAAACUCCCAAAAGGGAAUGGAAAAAGAAAAAGUGACACAGAAUUUGGUAACACAAAGAAAAAAGUUAAAGUAUCUAAGGAACACCAGUCAUUGGAAGAGAAUCAGAGACAAACAAGGUCAAAAAGAAAAGCUACUGGUGAUACAUUAGAGAUUCCUCCUAAAGUAAUCCCCAAGUGUGUUUCUGAAAAUGAGAGUGCAAGACUCUCACAAAGGAAAUCAAGAGUUAAAAUAAAUUGGUUAAAGUCUGCAACUAAGCAACCCAGCAUUCUUUCGAAAUUCUGUAGUCUGGGGAAAAUAACAACAAGCCAAGGAUCCAAAGGACAGUCUAAAGAAAAUGAGUAUGAUCUUGAGGAGGACUUGGGGAAGUGUGAAAUUGAUAACACAGCUAAUGGUUGUGGACUUGAAUCUCCAGGAAAUAAUGUUAAACCUGUAAAUGUUAAUGAAGUUAAGUCCAUAAACAAAGGUGCAGAGCAAAUUGGUUUUGAGCUAGUGGAGAAAUUAUUUCAAGGUCAGCUUGUAUUAAGGACUCGUUGUUUGGAAUGUGAAAGUUUAACAGAAAGAAGAGAAGAUUUUCAGGACAUCAGUGUGCCAGUACAAGAAGAUGAACUUUCCAAAGUAGAGGAGAAUUCUGAAAUUUCUCCAGAGCCAAAAACAGAAAUGAAGACCUUGAGAUGGGCAAUUUCACAAUUUGCUUCUGUGGAGAGGAUUGUAGGAGAAGAUAAAUAUUUCUGUGAAAAUUGCCAUCAUUAUACUGAAGCCGAAAGAAGUCUUUUGUUUGAUAAAAUGCCUGAAGUUAUAACUAUUCAUCUGAAGUGCUUUGCUGCUAGUGGCUUGGAGUUUGAUUGUUAUGGUGGUGGACUUUCCAAGAUCAACACUCCUUUAUUGACACCUCUUAAAUUGUCACUAGAAGAAUGGAGCACAAAGCCAACUAAUGACAGCUAUGGAUUAUUUGCAGUUGUGAUGCAUAGUGGCAUUACAAUUAGUAGUGGGCAUUACACUGCUUCUGUUAAAGUCACUGACCUUAAUAGUUUAGAACUAGAUAAGGGAAAUUUUGUGGUUGACCAGACGUGUGAAAUAGGUAAGCCAGAACCAAUGAAUGAGGAGGAAGCAAGGGGUGCAGUUGAAAAUUAUGAUGAUGAAGAAGUGUCAAUUAGAGUUGGUGGAAAUACACAGCCAAGUAAAGUUUUGAACAAAAAAAAUGUAGAAGCUAUUGGACUUCUUGGAGGACAAAAGAGCAAAGCAGAUUAUGAGCUAUACAACAAAACAUCUAAUCCUGAUAAGGUUGCCAGUACAGCAUUUGCUGAAAAUAGAAAUUCUGAGACUAACAAUACUAAUGGGACCCAUGAAUCUGAUAGAAACAAGGAAUCCAGUGACCAAACAGGCAUUAACAUUAGUGGAUUUGAGAACAAAAUUUCAUAUGUAGUGCAAAGCUUAAAGGAAUAUGAAGGGAAGUGGUUGCUUUUUGAUGAUUCUGAAGUGAAAGUUACUGAAGAGAAAGACUUGAAUUCUCUUUCCCCAUCUACAUCUCCUACAUCUACUCCUUACUUGCUAUUUUAUAAGAAAUUAUAGAGUGAGUGUAUUUUCCUUGUGUAUAUAUUAAACAGACCUGGACAAACAUUGGUAAAGUCAA
Sciurus carolinensis (gray squirrel) is the source of this 2428-nucleotide messenger RNA. It is a transcript of the gene Usp1, whose product is annotated as ubiquitin specific peptidase 1. Gene Ontology annotation, molecular function: cysteine-type endopeptidase activity; cysteine-type deubiquitinase activity. Gene Ontology annotation, biological process: regulation of DNA repair; protein deubiquitination. Lineage: Eukaryota; Metazoa; Chordata; Mammalia; Rodentia; Sciuridae. Gene Ontology annotation, cellular component: cytosol; nucleus. The record is from RefSeq and is a predicted model, not a curated record.